Panicum hallii is the source of this 1786-nucleotide messenger RNA. Its product is annotated as omega-6 fatty acid desaturase, chloroplastic. Gene Ontology annotation, molecular function: oxidoreductase activity. The record is from RefSeq and is a predicted model, not a curated record. NCBI's taxonomy places the organism in Eukaryota, Viridiplantae, Streptophyta, Magnoliopsida, Poales, Poaceae. The transcript has 10 exons. Gene Ontology annotation, biological process: lipid metabolic process. Bases 130 to 1464 code for a protein of 444 amino acids.
AGCCAGCCAAAGCCGCCCGCACCGCACCCCGUCCAUCCAAACCGGUGUCCGCAGCUCUCGCCAGUCGCCAGUCACCAGUCACCACCGCCCCGCGCCGCGCUCCUCGCCGCCACGCCACGGAGAGGGGGGAUGGCGACGGCGAGCGGCGUCUCCGCCGGCCUCGUGCUGCAGCUCCCCUCCCUGCGGGUGCCGUCCAGUAGAUUGCUGCCACGGAGAGCAACCGCUGGAGCUCCGGCAGGUAAUUUAUUUGUGAAGAGAGAUGUUGUAUAUAACAGAAGAAGCUACCACCAUUUUUUACCAUCGAAGCAAAGAGGAGGCUUGCAAGCAGCAGUACUGCCUGUUGCUCCACCAAUAUUAGAUGAUGAGGAAAAAAGGAUUCAAAUGGCCGAAGAUUUUGGUUUCACACAAAUUGGAGAAGAACUACCAGAUAGCGUCACUCUUAAAGACGUCAUGGAUACUCUACCUAAAGAGGUAUUUGAAAUCAAUGAUGUAAAGGCUUGGACAUCAGUUUUAAUAUCAGUUACUUCUUACGCACUGGGUCUAUUUUUCAUUGCAAAAUCUCCAUGGUAUCUUCUUCCCUUGGCUUGGGCUUGGACUGGCACAGCAGUGACCGGGUUUUUUGUCAUAGGUCAUGAUUGCGCUCACAAAUCAUUUUCAAGGAAUAAGUUAGUGGAAGAUAUCGUUGGAACCUUAGCAUUCAUGCCAUUGAUAUAUCCUUAUGAACCGUGGAGAUUCAAGCAUGACCGACAUCAUGCCAAGACAAAUAUGUUGAUAGAAGAUACCGCGUGGCAACCUGUUUGGCAAAAGGAAAUUGAAUCAUCACCUUUUCUGAGGAAGGCUAUUAUUUUUGGCUAUGGCCCUAUCAGGCCAUGGAUGUCUAUUGCUCACUGGUUGAUUUGGCACUUUGAUCUAAAAAAAUUCAGACCAAAUGAAGUUCCAAGGGUUAAGAUAAGCUUAGCAUGUGUGUUUGCAUUCAUGGCGAUUGGAUGGCCUUUGAUCAUUCUCAAAUCAGGACUGGCUGGAUGGUUUAAGUUCUGGUUUAUGCCAUGGAUGGUUUAUCAUUUUUGGAUGAGCACUUUUACAAUGGUACAUCACACGGCUCCCCAUAUACCAUUCAAAUCCUCUGAAGAGUGGAAUGCUGCACAAGCUCAAUUAAAUGGCACAGUUCAUUGUAGCUACCCUCAAUGGAUAGAGAUCCUUUGCCAUGACAUAAAUGUGCAUGUCCCACACCAUAUUUCUCCAAGAAUCCCAAGUUAUAACCUCCGUGCUGCCUAUGACUCCAUCAAACAGAACUGGGGCAAGUAUGUCAAUGAAGCCAACUGGAAUUGGCGAUUGAUGAAGACGAUACUGACUAGAUGCCAUGUGUACGACAAGGAGAGAUACUAUGUCCCAUUCGACGAGCUCGCACCUGAGGAAUCCCAACCAAUCAAAUUCCUUCGGAAGUUCAUGCCAGAUUAUGCAUGAAGCCAUUACUACUGUUGACUAGAGUAUCAUUGGCCAGGCGAACAAUACAAUGACUUAGAAGACACUUCCUAACACCAUUGAUGCACACCCCCAAAUUUUGACCGAAUUACUAUGCCAAAUUGUGCUGCAGAAAAGGAAAAACAAUUGUUUCUGAAAGGUUGCUGAAAAAUAAUGCCAAUUUUUCUCGAUUUUACGUCUUGUUAGAGGAGUAUUUACACAGAUUUGCAAACAUGAAGCAUUUGUAUGGUUCUCUAAUACAUAUGUAUAUCAUGAUAUAGAUACGCUAGCGUGUUUCAACGAGAAGUUCCCAAAAGUCCGCAGG